Molecule: messenger RNA, 805 nt
Organism: Harpegnathos saltator (Jerdon's jumping ant)
Lineage: Eukaryota; Metazoa; Arthropoda; Insecta; Hymenoptera; Formicidae
Product: ADP-ribosylation factor-like protein 2-binding protein-like
Exons: 6
Coding region: 165-668 (167 amino acids)
Biological process (GO): maintenance of protein location in nucleus; positive regulation of tyrosine phosphorylation of STAT protein
Cellular component (GO): mitochondrial intermembrane space
Source: RefSeq, a predicted model, not a curated record
CCUCUUAGGUUUAUCGAUUAACGAAUGUCAUUCUAGCAACGAUUAGCCUAAUCUGUAACUUAAUAGUAAACUUGUUAUACUGACAAUUUAUAAUCGUAAUAAUUUUACUGUACAAUAAAAAUUUAGUGUUUUAUUCUUGAAAGGAUUACUAAGUGAUAAAUAAAAUGGAUAACUACGUUUUUUCAAAUCAAAACAACGAUGAAAAUCAAGUCUCAAAGAGUAAGGAGGUUUAUUCUUUUGAUGAAGCAAUUGGACAUAUUGAGGAUUUGUUACUAGAAAAAGAUUUCCAAACUCUACAAAAAAGAUUUUUAGAAAAAUAUUGGAACAUUUUUGAACCAUCAGAAGAAAACAAACUAAUUUAUACUGAUAUUUUUCAUGAAUAUAAUAAAGCUGUGGAAGCGUACAUUGUCGAUUAUCUCCAAAAGGUCAUGCCACAAUUCACUAUAGAUAUCCUUUUACAUCAAUUAAAUGAGAAACAAGCAGAGCUGGAAGGUGAAGUUUUUGAAGUACUCUCAACAAUAACAGACUUCUUGGCUUUUAAAGAAAUGUUUCUUGACUAUAGAGCAAUAAAAGAAGGGAAAGUUGAAGACCUCAGCUGUGGGAUAUCAGUCAUACCUUUAAAAUCUUCUAAUUUGGACUGCAAUGAUUCACUAAAACAAUGUACAUGAUUCGAACACUAAGAUGUCUUUUAGAAUAAAAAUUUUUAGAAUAAAAAUGGAACAUAUCAGAAAUGAAUGUGAGAAGCAAAAUGUAUUCAUCAUAUAAAAUAAUUAUUAUAUCAAUUAUUGUGUUUGUAAAAAUUCAU